Monodelphis domestica (gray short-tailed opossum) is the source of this 4037-nucleotide messenger RNA. It is a transcript of the gene CYPIIF2, whose product is annotated as cytochrome P450, family 2, subfamily f, polypeptide 2. The record is from RefSeq and is a predicted model, not a curated record. Gene Ontology annotation, biological process: xenobiotic metabolic process; epoxygenase P450 pathway. NCBI's taxonomy places the organism in Eukaryota, Metazoa, Chordata, Mammalia, Didelphimorphia, Didelphidae. Gene Ontology annotation, molecular function: oxidoreductase activity, acting on paired donors, with incorporation or reduction of molecular oxygen, reduced flavin or flavoprotein as one donor, and incorporation of one atom of oxygen; oxygen binding; heme binding. Gene Ontology annotation, cellular component: cytoplasm; intracellular membrane-bounded organelle.
GCCUCCUGGAGCCACACCUCAGGAACACCGAGACCCACAUAAGACCCACGACAGCUUGGCCCACACACAGGCGCCUCAGCUCCUUCUAACCCCAGGUCGGGUUCCUCCCACCCAGCAGGAACCCCCAACAUGGACUGGAUCGGGACAGGACUGCUUCUACUGCUGCUGGGUAUCACCUGCCUGCUGCUGGCCAAGGCAGCCCACAAAACCAAGGGUCGCCUGCCUCCAGGACCCAGACCCCUGCCACUGCUUGGCAACUUGCUACAACUCCGAUCUAGAGACAUGGUGACGUCCCUCACCAAGCUGAGUCAGGAGUACGGUUCUAUGUUCACUGUGCACCUAGGCACCCGGCCUGUUGUGGUCCUAAGUGGAUAUGACACGGUCAAGGAGGCUCUGGUGGACAAGGCCGAAGAGUUCUCAGGGCGUGGGGAGUAUCCCGUAUUUUAUGACUUCACCAAGGGCAACGGUAUCGCCUUCUCCAAUGGGGAAAAGUGGAAAGUGUUGAGGAGAUUUUCCAUCCAGAUCCUUCGCAAUUUUGGCAUGGGAAAGAAAAGCCUUGAAGAACGCAUCCUGGAAGAGGAAGCCUUCCUUCUGGAGGAACUGAAAAAAACUGAAGGUGCCCCUUUUGAUCCCACCUUCGUGCUCAGCCGCUCCGUGUCCAACAUCAUCUGCUCAGUCGUCUUUGGCAGCCGCUUUGACUAUGAGGAUGAGCGUCUGCUCAAGCUUGUCCAUCUCAUCAAUGAAAACUUUAAGAUCAUGAGCAGCCCCUGGGGGGAGAUAUACAACAUCUUCCCUGGUCUCCUACAAUGGAUCCCCGGCCCCCAUCGCAGCCUCUUUCAGAACUAUGGGAGCAUGAAGACCCUCAUCGACCGCAUCAUCCAUGAGCACCAGAUCAACCUAGACUCCACCAGCCCUUCUGACUUCAUUGACUGCUUUCUUAUCAAGAUGGCUGAGGAAGCCAAGAGCCCAGACAGCUACUUCCACAUGGAGACACUGGUGAAGACGACGUUCAUCCUCAUCUUCGGUGGCACAGAGACUGUGGGCACAACACUGCGCCACAGCUUCCUACUUCUCAUGAAGUAUCCUCAGAUUCAGGCCCGGGUGCAGGCGGAGAUUGACAGCGUGGUGGGGCGGGGGAGGCGGCCCACGCUGGAUGACCGCUCCUCUAUGCCCUACACGGACGCCGUCAUCCAUGAGGUGCAGCGCUUUGCGGACAUCAUCCCCAUGAACUUGCCGCACCGGCUUACCCGCGACACACUCUUUCGAGGCUUCCUGCUACCCAAGGGCACUGAUAUCAUCACCCUCCUCAACACGGUUCACUAUGACCCCAGUCAGUUCAAGACACCUAAUGAGUUCAACCCUGCCCACUUCCUGGACUCCAAGGAGGAAUUCAAGAAGAGCCCAGCCUUCAUGCCCUUCUCUGCUGGUCGACGUCUGUGCUUAGGGGAACCCCUGGCCCGCAUGGAGCUGUUCCUUUACCUGACUGGGAUUCUGCAGAACUUCACACUACAGCCACUGUGCUCCCCGGAGGAGAUUGACUUGACUCCCCUCAGCUCGGGCUUGGGCAAUGUGCCUAGACCUUUCCAGCUUCGAAUGGUGCCCCGAUAAGUCCAGGCUUCUAACCAGCUGACCAAAGACCAUUCACUGGUCAAUCACACAGCGACCACUCACUCUGUUCCAAUGGCUCUCAUUUUGACCCUUGGCCUUGUCCCUCUCUGUUUUUCAAAUUUCCCCUCAUAACUGUUAAUAUCUCUCAGUCUGCCCCCUUCUUCAGUCUUUACCCUCUCUUAUGUGCCUCCUCAACACACUCUUUCACUCACUCUUUUCCACCUUUCUCCCUCACUCUCUUCUUCCUCUUCCUCCUCUUCUUUUCUCUCUGGCUCUGUUUGUCUAUCUCUUUCUGUCUCUCUCUCUACCUGUUAUCAAGUCCCUCUUCCCAUGCAUGUUGCCCUUCUGACCCUGGGAAAGUUAUUUAACCUCCCAAGGGCCCUCAGCCAAUUCUCUAAAGGCCAUGAGACAAAGAGCAGGUGCUGAUCUGCCUUGCUAAAGGAAGUUUUCUCCCCAGAGGAUGAAAUCCCAAGCCCUGUCCAAAAAAAAAAAAAGAAAGAAAGAAAAGAACUAGCUGGAGAGCAUCCCAAGAAAGGCAGCCCAACUAGGGAAGGGCCUCAAGAUUGUGUCAUAUUAGGAGCAAUUCAAUUCACCUGAUUGAGCCUGGAACAGAGAAGGCUUAGGGGCAACAAAAGAGCAUUUACCUUGUGGCAGAGGGAUGGCUUAUUCUGUUUAGUCCUGGGGGCAGAACUCAGAGUCAUUGAUAAAUGUUGCAAAGAAGUCAAUUUAGGCUUGAACUCAGAAGAAAAAGUCCCCAGGGCCAGAUGUAUUAACAAGUGAACUCUAUCAAACAUUUAAAGAACAACUAAUCCCAAUACUAUACAAACUAUUUGACAAAAUAAGCAAAGAAGGAGUUCUACCAAAUUCCUUUUAUAAAACAAAUAUGGUACUGAUUCCAAAGCCAAGCAGGUCAAAAACAGAGAAAAAAAACUAUAGAUUUGACUUCCAGAAAAGCUCCUCUCAUCUAGAACUGCCCACAAAGGGAAAUGGCCUCCUCCUUGAUGAAGGUCUUCAAGGAAGGGGUGAUGGAUGACCACUUAGGAAGUAUAUAGGAGAAAGGGGGAAGGGAACAAACAUUAAGUACCUAUGUACCAAGCACCCUGCUAAGCAUUUUACAGAUAUUAUCUUUUAUGAUUCAGACAACAACCCUGGAGCUAGAUGCUAUCAUGAUUCUCAUUUUACAAUGAAGAAACUGAGUCAGAUAGCAGUUAAAUGACUUACUUAGGGUGACAGUUCUUUCUGUCUUCAGGGCCAACAUUCUAUCAACUGUAUCUAGGUCAGAAAAGGGUUGGGCAGCACCCAAAACCCCCUAAACCAUGGAUUUGAGGCAGGGUCUAGAAAUUAAUGGAAGCCCUAUUGAGGAAGGCAUUCUUUUUUUUCCAGGUAGAGCUAGAUGCCCAUUGAAGCCCCUUCAAACCAUCCUCAGUUUGCCUCUCUCUCUGCUCUGCCUUCUUAGUUUUCCAUUAUCCUUUAGUACUGCCCUCUUUCUCCAUAGCCUCCCCUUCUCUUAUUGUUCCUUUGAUUUCUUGGUUGUUUUUCAGUCUCUUUCAUCUCUCUCUCUCUCUUCCUUAUUCUCCCCAUCUUCCUCUUUAGGCUUUCCCAUUUCUGUCCCUCAGAUUUUCUCUGUUCUUCAACCAUCUAUUAUCCUUGAGUUUCUCCCCCUUUAUUCCCUUGAGCCUUUGAUAACCCUCUCUGUCUCCCCAUCCUCCUCAAUUGCCCUCUGUGUCUCUUAGACCAUCACUCUCUCUUUCUCAGUAUGUCCCCUCUGUCCUUCUGCCUCCUCACACCCUCUCUCCCUUAGACUCUACUUCUCAGGCCUUUAUUCUUCCUCCUCUUUUUCUUUCAAUCUCUUUGCCUCCAUCCUUCCAGCACUCCUCAUAUCCUUUAUUUCCCCCUACCCUCUCUCCCUCAGUCUCAUCCACCUGUUGUCCUCCUUGUCUCCCCACCUUCACUCCCUUAUUUCCUUUUCAAGAUCUUCCCAUCAGUCUCUCUAUCCCCUUAGUCUCUUCAUUAUGAUACCUUUAAGUCUUCCUUGACCCUCUCUUCCUUAGUUUCUCCAUCUCCUUUUCAGUCUCCCCUCCUCUAUCCCUUGAUUUGUCCCUGUUUAUCCCUAAUUUCUCCACCUUGUCCCUCUACCUCCCUCUAAGUCUGACACCAUCCCCCUCAUCCUUGGCCAUGGAUCCCUACAGCCUUGUCAGAGCCCAAAUUGGACCCUGGUUUGCCAAGAUCUGGGUCAGGUCCUUGCCCUGUUCUGAGCUCCCAUUACUGUACCCUCUAUCCUUCACCUCUCUUCUCUAUCUUUACCCAGGUUCUGGGUCUUGUACUGGUUCCCCUUACUCCAAUGGCUUCAGUAGCACCAGGCAAUUGAGACUGGCCUUCUACAAAGGCUGCUUCUUUGACAUCUGAGAAUAAAAAAUGCGUUUCUGAAC